AGGACCAUCGGCUUCAUAGGCAGGGUCACUCACUAUACUCUGUAUCUUUAGGUAUUUAAAAAAACGUCAACGAAAUCUACCCUCAAAUAGCUCCUUAAGCCAGAUGAAAACAUUACAUGAUCAAAUAAUGUAGGUUUAAAGUCAGUGCUGCUAGCAUGACUUACCGCGACAAGCUCGACAAGAGACAGAUGGGCGCGACUUGAGGCCUUGUCGCGGGGUGGCAGCACAACUCAUGCGCGAGAGAAGCGACAAACUCGUGAUCAAAAGUCACUGUCAGAAAAUGACAGCAUACCGCGACUUUGAACUAAAACCGUAGCACAACUACCUAUUUGUGGACAAAAUGUUUUCUCGUCUUUACGUCAAACCGCGAGUCAAAGUCUACGCGACUUCAUGACCGCGACUAGUGGUUUAGUGCAUUUAUUUUGGAAAAAAAUUAAGUUAUCUCUUGCAAAGGUAAGUAAAAAUUUGGUCAAUUUAUGUAAAUACUAUUUAAUUACUCCGUAUAUUUUAAAGUGACGUACAAUGUUACAAAAUCACAACAUUUUCAGAAUGGCUUUAUUCUUCAUUUUAAACGAAGAAAGACGGGCCCGUAAAAUCCAACGUUCUCGGCUCAGGGAUUAUGCCAACCCCUUCGAGCUCCCGGAACAAGAGUUCUUCCACAAUUAUAGAAUGAACAAGCCUAUGGCUUUGUACUUGUGCCGGGAGUUGGAAGGUGCGUUGGCUCCCCGACAACGACAUGGACUCCCUGUCCAUAUAAAGGUGCUGGUUGCCAUAAAAUUCAUGGCAGGUGGCAGUUACCAACGGGAGAUCGGGCAGGACCACAAUUUGUGCGUAGCACAAAGAACGGCCUCCAAAUAUAUAGGUCAAGUGGUCGCUGCCAUUAAUAGAAGCCUGAAACCUAAAUGGAUAUCCUUCCCGGGUACCGAGAGGGAAAGACGAGACGUCGCGGCGGCUUUCCAAGAAAUAUAUGGCUUGCCUGAUUUGUUGGGAACUAUCGAUUGUACCCACGUCUCGAUCUUUCCUCCUCCUCGACCGCGCGGCCUGCAGUUCAUCAACCGGAAAGGAAAACAUACCCUCAAUGUGCAAUUGAUCGCUGAUGUAAACUGCAGGUUGCUGCACGUAAAUGCGCAGUACCCGGGAAGAGUACACGACCAAUUCAUUUUUAACCACUCUGUGGUGAAAAAUGAAUUGCGCCGGCUAUACGAUCUUAGAAUCGGAUCGUAUUAUCUGCUGGGAGAUUCAGGUUACGGACUGGAGCCAUGGCUUAUGACUCCAGUCCUUAACGCUGCACCGGGGUCCGCGGAGGAGCGGUACACCGCAUGGCACUGCCAGGUCCGCAACAUCAUCGAGCGGACCAAUGGCUAUUUGAAGGGGUCACUGCGGUGCUUGGGUUUGGACCGGUCUCUACAUUAUAGCCCUGAAAAGUCCUGCCGCCUUAUCUAUGCGUGUUGUACCAUUUACAACAUAAUGAAACAUUUUAGGGUGGAAAUGGACGAACCGUUGGAAGAACCCGUCCAACAACACAGGCCGGAGCCAGUACCACAGGCGGCACUUUAUCAGGCCGCUUUGAACAAAAGAAAUCAACUCAUCUUUACUUACUUUAAUUAAGAUUAUUUAACUUUUAGAAUUAUAUUUUCAUGUUGAUUUCAA
This is a messenger RNA of Cydia pomonella (codling moth), 1650 nucleotides long. RefSeq names its product putative nuclease HARBI1. The coding region runs from base 523 to 1608 and encodes 361 amino acids. The record is from RefSeq and is a predicted model, not a curated record. The transcript is spliced from 6 exons. Lineage: Eukaryota; Metazoa; Arthropoda; Insecta; Lepidoptera; Tortricidae.